CAAGAUUCGAAGAGAAAACCGACGUGUUGGCCAUUAUUGCUGGAAGUGAUUCGGUGAUCGUACUAGCAGCGAACAUUAGCAACUAAAACAUAUUUCAUAACACUAAAUAUGGCAAACCCUAAAGAAAAAGACCCUGUGGACAUAGUUCACCAGAAUGCUAUUCAUGUCGAGACAAUAAUGAAGGAGCUGAGACACCAGAAGCUUUACACUGAGUUUAACAUCAACCCCUUCAAAAAACUGCACAUUCUGACUGACAAGCCCAUGUCCAACAUCGCCUACAGAAAAGAAGAGGAGGACCCUGCUUUUGUCCAGGCCAUAAACAGGGCCCAUCUGGAGCCCACAAAAAAGUACUCUCACCCUCAAACUGAAGCACAAGAGAUAGGAUGGAUAGCAAGUCCUUUAAUUGCCUCAGAUCGCAGUGACAGAAGAUUAAAUUUUCCACGACAGAACUCUGAAAUCACUAAAUACAUGGACGCUGCAUGGCGGUUGAAGGAGCAAACACAAAAUUUGUGAUGGCAGUUUUAGUUAUAUGUUCCUGAUGCCAUAUACACUGUGUACACUACACCAGAUAAAUAAGUCUAGUUAUCAUCUGUGACCAUUGCAAAAUGGCCAUUCUUUGUUAUCACAAAUAAACACAAAAAUUGCACAAGUACAAAUAUAUUUUAGAGAACACUCACUAAUACAGAUAUGGCAAGGUUGGGUUUGCACAGAGGCUGCAGGUCUCAAAAUCCCAUGAGCUGCCCACCUAGACAGUGUUUUUGCCAUUUUGCAAGGCAGGUUAUUCGAUUUUAAGACACAGCCAGGGUGUUUAGAAUUUCAGUGGUGUAUCUAGAGAUACGUUAAAGUGGGUCAGAUGGCCACCAUUCAUCACUAUGAAUGUGACUGCUCCUGUCCUGCAGAAUCUCUGCAUAGUAAGCAAAAAAGAUUAGUUCAUAACUAAUCGAUCUUAGAUAAUGCCAUAUUAUACAGAAAUAGGAUUCACACAGCUUGUUUUGCAAAUGUGACUUUUUCACAAGAAAAAUCCAUAACUGUGACCAUAAUCCACUGGCGGUUUAUUGGAACAUAUUACACAUAAUGUAUCAGCCACUCAGGUCAGGAUUUAUUACAUUACUUCCCCCAAAAGAAAUUCCCUUUAUAUGAAGAUACAGUAAUAUUUUUGUUGUUUUUUUCUUACAGAAAUGCACUGAAAUCUCAUGUACUCAGUUUUUGUCAAAUAAAAUCAGGACUUAGUUCACACUAAAAUAAAAAUUCUGUCAUAAUUUAUUUACCCUCAUUUUGUUCCAAACCUGCAUCGAGUUGCUUCUUAUGCUGAACUCAAAAGAAUACUGGUUUCUAAACAGGUGCUGGUAGCCAUUGACUUUCAUAGUAUUUUUUCCCCAUACAAUGGAAGCCAAAGGCUACCGGCAACUGUUUGUUUACCAACAUUUUUCUAAGUAUCUUCUUUUGUGUUCAACAGAAGACAGAAAGUCAUACAGAUUUGCAACAACAUGUAAAGUAAAUGAUGACAGAAUGUUCAUUUUUGGGUGGACUGUUACUUUAAUGUUAUAGAGGAAUGGAAGGAUGUAUCCCUGGAUAACCGAAAAUGUACAAUAAAAACAUCUCAAUGUAGCGCUUUUUUAAAUAUCUUUUUUAUUAAAGGGGUGGUUUACUGCGAUUUCACUUUUUUCAUUUUAAAUAGUGUGUAAUGUUGCUGUUGGUGCAUGAACAGUAUCUGCAAAGUUGCUGCGCUGAAAGUUCAAUGUAAGCGGAGAUAUCGUCUUUUAAAAAUCAGGAAGUUUAAUGCCUACAAAAACGACUCAUAUGGGACUACAACGAGAUACUUCCCGGGUUGCAUACGUAAAAAACCCAUAAAUUUGCAUCAACCCCUCCCUCCGGAACAUGCCAAAGAGGGGGCAAGGCCAUGUUCUGCGGCUUUGUCGAAGAGGAAGAGUUAUAGUGGAGAGUUGUAGCCAUGCCGUCGAAACGGUGUUAUUUUCACCCAGCUGUCAGGUCUUCUGUGUUCGGGCUUCCUACUGAUGCUGUAGUUCGUCAACAAUGGUUAAAAUUUAUGUUUGAUUAUGUUCCUGACAAUUACAAUCCUAAUUUAGCUCUCUGUGCUGCGCAUUUUACGGAAGACAGCUUCCAGAAUCAAGAGAGUUCAGAGUUCAAUGCCGGAUUCACACAGAAACUAUUACUAAAACAUGGAGCAGUUCCAACUUUAAAACCAGAGGCAGCAGUUGUUGGGCCACAACCUGUAAGUAAGAUUUCAUAAUUUUAAAU
This is a messenger RNA of Onychostoma macrolepis, 2259 nucleotides long. It is a transcript of the gene cfap144, whose product is annotated as cilia and flagella associated protein 144. The record is from RefSeq and is a predicted model, not a curated record. NCBI's taxonomy places the organism in Eukaryota, Metazoa, Chordata, Actinopteri, Cypriniformes, Cyprinidae. The transcript has 4 exons. The coding region runs from base 109 to 513 and encodes 134 amino acids. Gene Ontology annotation, cellular component: ciliary base.